CGGCGAACGCGACGAACGCUCGACGAGCGCGCGCGUUAUACGAUGCGCGGGACGAACGCGUGCGCGACGACGAUGCGCGGACGAACGACGACGACGACGACGACGACGACGGGACUCGCGGGACGGCGCGGAAAGACGGCGCGAACGGCGCGGACGGCGCGAGGGGCGGCGCGAGGGACGAACGAAUGGACGAGAAAGGUGGUGGUGCGCGCGGGAUCGAGCGGGGAGGGCGCGGAUGGGGUGGCGCGCGCGCCGAGACCGGCGUACGUGCCGGGGGUUAUCUCGGACCCGAAGUACGUGCGCGUGUUCGACACGACGCUGCGGGACGGGGAACAGUCCCCGGGGGCGACGCUGACGAGCAAGGAGAAGCUUGACAUCGCGACGUCGUUGGCCAGGCUCGGGGUGGACAUCAUCGAGGCUGGAUUUCCGAUCGCGAGCCCGGACGAUUUGGAGGCGGUGCGCGGCAUCGCGAAAAAGGUCGGCAACGAAGUGUACGAGGACGGGUACGUGCCGGUGAUUUGUGGGCUUUCGAGAGCGAAUAAGAAGGACAUCGACGCGGCGUGGGAAGGCGUGCGUCACGCGCUGCGACCGAGAAUUCACACGUUCAUCGCGACGAGUCCUAUUCACAUGGAGAGUAAAUUGCGAAAAACCCCGGAUGAAGUCGUGGCCAUCGCCGUGGAAGCCGUCAAGUAUGCGCGUUCGCUCGGGUGCGACGACGUCGAGUUUUCUCCGGAAGACGCCGGAAGAUCCGAUCCCGAGUUCUUGUAUCGCAUUUUGAGCGCCGUCGUCGAGGCGGGCGCGACGACUUUGAACAUUCCGGACACGGUCGGGAUUUGCCUGCCGGAUGAAUUCGGACAACUCAUCGCGGGCAUCAAGGCGAACGUGAAGGGCAUCGAGGGUGCGGUUAUUUCGACGCACUGCCAAAAUGAUUUAGGUUUGUCCACGGCAAACUCAUUGGCGGGUGUCGCGAACGGCGCGCGCCAGGUGGAGUGCACCAUCAACGGCAUCGGCGAACGCGCGGGUAACGCGUCGUUGGAAGAAGUCGCCAUGUCCAUUUUCAUGCGCGGCCAAUCACGCCUCGCGGGCGCGUACACUGGAAUUAAUCCGGUUUAUAUCUAUCCCACUUCCCAGAUGGUGAAAAACUACAGCGGUAUGGCGAUCCAACCGCACAAGGCCAUCGUCGGCGCGAAUGCCUUUGCGCACGAGUCCGGCAUCCACCAAGACGGCAUGUUGAAGAACAAGCUCACCUACGAAAUCAUCGCCCCGGAGCAAAUCGGGUACUUCAGAGGCGAAAACGACGUCGGUGUCGUCAUGGGGAAGCACUCUGGUCGCCAUGCGUUGUCUUCCAAGUUGAAGCAGCUCGGCGUGCCGAUGGAAGGAGAUGCGCUCGACGAAGUCUUCAAUCGCUUCAAACUCGUCGCGGAGACGAAGCUCGGUGGGGUCAACGAUGAUGAGUUGCUGGCUAUUGUGCGUGACGGCGAAUCGGUGCAAGACCCGGCGUGGAGUUUGGAAACCGUGCAAGUCGUGUGUGGUACCACCGGUUUGCCCACGGCGACGGUGAAGAUGCUGGCCAAGGAUGGUACGGUGCACAUCUCCGCCGUCGUCGGUACCGGCCCGGUUGAUGCCGCGUUCAAGGCGAUCGACGCUCUCGUUGGAUUAGAUGUCGUGUUGACGGAGUACAGAGUCACCGCGGUUACCAAGGGCAUCAACUCGCUGGCGGAGACGACCAUCACGGUGAAGCCGCGAGAAGGCGCGGAGCAAAAGCUCGGCGCCGACGUCUUCAAGACCAACUUGCAAACCGGCGAAACCGCCGUUCGUUCGUUCACGGCUACCGGUGCAGACACCGAUAUUGUUGUGUCUUCUGCCCGCGCCUACGUCAUCGCCCUCAACCGCAUGACUGAAUACGUUACCAAGGCCUACGUGGUCGAGGCCGUGGCGUCAAGAUGAGAAGCGCGCGGCGCGCGCGGCCGACAACUAGCCAGUCAUACGCACACCUAGAAAGCAUUAUUGAAUAC
Ostreococcus lucimarinus CCE9901 is the source of this 2015-nucleotide messenger RNA. RefSeq lists its product with no specific name. The record is from RefSeq and is a predicted model, not a curated record. Gene Ontology annotation, biological process: L-leucine biosynthetic process. The transcript has a single exon. Bases 73 to 1947 code for a protein of 624 amino acids. Gene Ontology annotation, molecular function: 2-isopropylmalate synthase activity. NCBI's taxonomy places the organism in Eukaryota, Viridiplantae, Chlorophyta, Mamiellophyceae, Mamiellales, Bathycoccaceae.